Pieris macdunnoughi is the source of this 255-nucleotide messenger RNA. The record is from the annotation of a GenBank genome assembly. NCBI's taxonomy places the organism in Eukaryota, Metazoa, Arthropoda, Insecta, Lepidoptera, Pieridae.
AUGGCAGAGCACUGGUCGUGGUUGACAGGCGGUGAGGCGGGCGAGUAUACGUACAGCCCGCCCACGCGCCCUAGCCGCCCGCCCCACAGACCACUGGUUAAGCUCGCUACAAGCGCCCACCUUCAUACAAUCGCGAGAUAUUUUAUGGGACCCUUCUGUCCACGAGUGUUGUACUCUCAGGCCCCAUACCCAUUUGAGGAGAGUACGUGUCUUAUCAAGAAAAGUAAUCUCUCAUUACAGACACUACACAUGUGA